GCGUACCAGCAAAGCGUCUGCGUAUCCAUGGCUGAGCUGAGCUGAAGGCCUGAAGCAAAGCAAUAAGCAAGAACACGUACACGCGCUGCCAGAGCACCAGAAGUUUGCAGCAGAUCGCGAGCAGAAAAAGGCAUCAGGAGAUUGAUUAUUUAGGACCCCCCACCCCACCCCACCCCAGACGCAGAGAGGCGAGGGGGCGCUGUCCGGAAAUUCCCCAAUUAAGCCCAUCUGCCUGCCUCUCCACUUCUCUCCCUCCAGGCUCCAGUUCCACUGCGCCGCCCGGCGUGCUCGCCGCUGCUCGCCUCGCGGGAGGGACAUGUCGGCCUCCGCGUCGUCGCCAGCCGCCGAGGAGAAGCAGGAGGCGGCGCCCGUGACGCACUGCAAGGGCGUCAACGACCUCGACAAGGUCGUCCUCCGCGAGGUCCGGGGAAGCUCCGUCGAGGUGUACCUGUAUGGUGGGCAUGUAACAUCAUGGAAAGAUGAGCAUGGAGAUGAGUUACUUUUUGUUAGCAAUAAGGCUAUUUUCAAGCCUCCAAAAGCUAUACGUGGAGGAAUACCAAUCUGCUUUCCUCAGUUUUCCAACUUUGGAAAUUUGGAACAACAUGGAUUCGCAAGGAAUAGAUUCUGGACCAUUGAUACUGAUCCGCCACCAUUUCCAGUGCCAACCACCAAUACAGCUUAUGUUGAUUUGAUCCUUAAACCUACCGAGGAGGAUUUGAAGAUCUGGCCUCAUAGUUUUGAAUACCGUCUGAGGGUUGCACUUAGUCCUGGUGGUGAUUUGAUGCUAACUUCACGUAUAAGAAACACUAAUGCAGAUGGAAAGUCAUUCUCUUUCACCUUUGCAUACCACACUUACUUCAAGAUUUCUGAUAUCAGUGAGGUGCGAGUAGAAGGUCUGGAAACUCUGGAUUACCUAGACAACCUACAAGAUCGAGCCCGUUUCACUGAACAAGGAGAUGCGAUUGUUUUUGAAUCCGAACUGGACAGGAUAUAUCUGGGCACGCCAUCAAAAAUUGCCAUUAUUGAUCACGAGAAGAAAAGAACAUUUGUUGUGAGGAAAGGAGGCCUUCCUGAUGCUGUUGUUUGGAAUCCUUGGGACAAAAAGGCAAAAGCUAUGCCAGAUUUUGGGGAUGAUGAAUAUAAACGCAUGGUUUGUGUGGAGGCAGCUACUAUAGAAAAGCCGGUUACUCUAAAGCCUGGCGAGGAAUGGACCGGAAAGUUGGAACUUUCUGCUGUACCAUCUAGUUAUUACAGUGGUCAGCUAGACCCUGACCGUGUGAUUCAGGAUUCGAGUGUCCCAGAGGAUUCGAUCAGCUAGUCCUUACUAAUUCUGCGCAGGUAGAGCAUUAUAUCGUGUACAAGGGACACUCGCAGCAAGGAUUGUCAACAUGUUUCAUCCAUUCUAUUCAAAUCUUUGUUGUUUUAUAUUCGGGUACAUAUCCGAAUCGAUGGAUAUGAAUUGGUUUCCUUUUUUGGAUCUAUGUAACAUAAAGGACAAGUCAAUGUUCAUACCCAUGGCUUGUAAAAUAAAGAAAAAAGAUUCUCUAGAAAUCUUUUAUCCAUUGUGUUUAGAUGCGAGUUCAA
Molecule: messenger RNA, 1584 nt
Organism: Setaria italica (foxtail millet)
Lineage: Eukaryota; Viridiplantae; Streptophyta; Magnoliopsida; Poales; Poaceae
Product: putative glucose-6-phosphate 1-epimerase
Exons: 9
Coding region: 317-1318 (333 amino acids)
Biological process (GO): carbohydrate metabolic process
Molecular function (GO): isomerase activity; carbohydrate binding
Source: RefSeq, a predicted model, not a curated record